AAGCAGCAUUUAGCAGAUUAAAAAUUCUGCCGGCAGUCGAGUUUGCGAGGUGAGGUGCCUCGUCUUUUUUAGUAAACGAUUUUAUAGGACAUGUGACUAAAUUACCCGCUCACAUGGCCGCUGUGUUUGCAUGAUCCGCUUUAGUUUUUAAAGUCCAGUGCUCGAGCUCGCUCUGCAACAACCAUCCGGAGCCGAAGACCACUAAAACGCACGACCUAACCGGACAAGCCAUGGCGAGCAGUGGACAAAAAGUAGUUCUGAUCACCGGUUGCUCCUCCGGCAUCGGAUUACGAAUCGCCGUCCUGCUGGCCAAAGAUGAAAAGAAGCGUUACCAUGUCAUUGCCACCAUGCGGGACCUGAAGAAGAAGGAUAAGCUGGUGGAGGCAGCAGGUGAUGCGUAUGGGAAGACCCUCAUGCUGCUGCCUCUGGACGUGUGCAGUGAUGAGUCAGUCAAGCAGUGCAUCAACAGUGUCAAGGACCGCCAUAUUGAUAUCCUCAUCAACAAUGCAGGUGUGGGCUUGUUGGGACCCGUGGAAAGCAUCAGUAUCGAGGACAUGAAGAGGGUGUUUGAGACCAACUUCUUUGGCGUGGUGAGGAUGAUUAAAGAGGUCAUGCCUGACAUGAAGAAGAGGCGGGCGGGACACAUCGUGGUCAUGAGCAGUGUUAUGGGUCUACAGGGUGUGGUGUUCAACGAUGUCUACACUGCCUCCAAGUUCGCCAUGGAGGGCUUCUGUGAGAGUAUGGCUGUCCAACUGCUCAAGUUUAACGUCCAUUUGUCUAUGAUUGAGCCAGGGCCGGUGCACACGGAGUUUGAGACGAAGAUGAUGGAGGACGUGGCCAAGAUGGAGUACCCAGGAGCUGAUGCAGACACAGUGCGCUACUUUAAAGAUGUUUACCUGCCCUCCUCCAAGGAUAUCUUUGAGGCCAUGGGCCAGACCCCAGAGGACAUCGCCAAGUGUACUAAGAAGGUGAUCGAGUCAAGGAACCCUCGCUUCAGGAACCUGACCAACAGCCUGUACACGCCCAUCGUGGCCAUGAAGUAUGCCGACGAGACAGGAGGCCUGUCGGUCAACACCUUCUACAACCUGCUGUUCAACUUCGGCCCCCUCAUGCACAUCACCAUGAGCAUCCUUAAGUGCUUGACCUGCAGCUGCCUGCGCCGACGCACCAUCUCACCGAACUGAGAGAGACCGGUCUUGGUAUGAAAUGUAACCCUAUUCCCCAUAUUAUGCAUUACCAGGGUGAAAAGUAGUGCAUUGUAUAGGGAUAGGGUGCCAUUUUGGACAUACCCUGUGAGAAAUAUACAGUGGUGUAGCUCAUUGACACCCAAACCUGGACCACCUGGGGGAAGGAGGGGGCAUGUAGUUCUCGGCGAGAGAGGCCGUGAGAGAGCCAGGAUAAGCUUUGGCCAGGCAACACGCACAAUUGCACAAACACAGACAGUACAGUGUGACCUCAUGCAUGGGGCUAGAAGUUUUUUCUGGUCAGAUCAUGUGAUCGGGAAAAACUCCUGGCCCUCCUCAUACAUACACAUGAUUACACACAAACAACUUACCCACAAACACAGCCAGGCAUCUCCUCCGUCCUGGUCUUUUGAGGUACUGUUGGGGCAAUGACACUGUCUGUCCAUCUGUCCGUCCGUCCGUCCGUCCGUCCGUCCGUCCGUCUGUCUGUCCGUCUGUCCGUCUCUGUCCGUCUGUCUGUCUGUCCGUCUCUGUCUGUCCGUCUCUGUCUGUCCGUCUGUCUGUCUCCGUCUGUCCGUCUGUCUGUCUGAAAAACAAAGCACACAUAACCAGUUACAAAGAAUAACAAAAAACAACAGCAUUGCAAUCACAGUGAAAGCGUAACGUAGCACCCAAUGAACUUAAGACUCAGACCUUGCUAAACUCUUAGUACAAUGCAGUAUUUAGCUCUGAGUUACGAAGAAUCUACUAGAUUCCUUCAUUGUAUAUUUAAUUUGAUGUAUGUCUUUAUAGUAGUAUUGUUGUUUUGCUGUUUAAUCAUAUUAUUUCUGCAUCUUUUUACAAGCUGAAUGUGUGGUUUUUAAAAGUGUAUGAAUUGAUAGAUUGUUAAUAUCUUAUUUUUGAAAGUAAUUAAUUGAUUUAGAAAUAAACUUCUUGGUUUACUCUGAAA
Oncorhynchus gorbuscha (pink salmon) is the source of this 2133-nucleotide messenger RNA. Its product is annotated as retinol dehydrogenase 8-like. The record is from RefSeq and is a predicted model, not a curated record. The transcript is spliced from 6 exons. Gene Ontology annotation, cellular component: cytoplasm. Gene Ontology annotation, molecular function: estradiol 17-beta-dehydrogenase [NAD(P)+] activity. Gene Ontology annotation, biological process: estrogen biosynthetic process. NCBI's taxonomy places the organism in Eukaryota, Metazoa, Chordata, Actinopteri, Salmoniformes, Salmonidae. Bases 231 to 1184 code for a protein of 317 amino acids.